Messenger RNA from Volvox carteri f. nagariensis, 620 nucleotides. RefSeq lists its product as uncharacterized. Gene Ontology annotation, cellular component: cytosol. Gene Ontology annotation, biological process: Mo-molybdopterin cofactor biosynthetic process. The transcript has a single exon. The record is from RefSeq and is a predicted model, not a curated record. The coding region runs from base 336 to 587 and encodes 83 amino acids. Lineage: Eukaryota; Viridiplantae; Chlorophyta; Chlorophyceae; Chlamydomonadales; Volvocaceae.
CUUUUCCGGAGAUAGUCAACAGACUUCCAUGUGUAAACACCCUGUUAGUGUACGAGGCGUUUCCAUUGGGCCCUUCGGCUUUUCGCGUACGGAGCCCCUUUACACGAUUUUUUAGAGAACUUUUACUCUCUGUUACUGUAUUAAACUAGUUACUUAUCGCUUGGGUAUUUCGCUGAGCCAGGGAGCCAGGUGUGAGAUUCUUUUGAACUUUAUGUUAGUGUCCGGUCUAGUGGAAACACCCUGUAAAUCCCUGGCGUUAAUCCGCACUGGAAAUACCGGUUUCUUAAGCUUGUAGGGAGACUUUUACUUGCUUGCACCUUUCGGCCUACCUUCAAAUGCGCAUAAAGGUCCUAUUCUUCGCCAAAAGUCGUGAAGUGGCUGGGCUAAGUGAGCAGGUGUUUGAGCUGGCAGACGGCGGCAAUACAGAGGACCUAUUGCAUCAGAUCAUCUCGGCUCAUCCUGGGCUUGAAAAUGUCAUGAAGUCAUGCGUGUUUGCUGUAAAUCAAGAGUACGUCCGGCCAUGCGACAAGGAACCGCUGAAGGAGGGCGAUGAAGUCGCCAUUAUUCCACCUCUCAGCGGCGGUUAACAGGAUGCUAUCCACUGUAAAGAGCCUGCUUUG